Molecule: messenger RNA, 1009 nt
Organism: Drosophila santomea
Lineage: Eukaryota; Metazoa; Arthropoda; Insecta; Diptera; Drosophilidae
Exons: 2
Coding region: 548-985 (145 amino acids)
Source: RefSeq, a predicted model, not a curated record
UUCUAUCUCCAUUUGUUAAGUAAUCUUGUAGAUUAAGAGCAGUGCUUAACUAAAUGUUUCCCUAAUUUAUCAGCUAAUGACCACACGUCUUUCGAUCAAGAUGCAUAAAUUAUGGAAACAGGUGCUCCAUAUGCAGCUAGAUGCACCGAUCUUGGGUCGCCCAAACAAAGCAGCCUCAUUAAGAUCCAGAGAUUGUAAUCAAUCCAGUGGCCAUGCCAGCGGAGUGGAUCCGCUGUGGUGACGAGCGCUUUGAUUGGAACGCCUCUGGAUGCGACAUGCAUAUUAAUUAAUGGUGACCGGUGACUGUUACAUUUGGCUGGGCUCUGGUGGACACCGCGUCGGGCGGAAUUGGGCAAUGCGAAUCGGUAGUGGGAUAUUGCAACAGAAUACAAGACCUGAGAGCGAUUGCAAAUCGCUGGGCAGUCGGACAUGGGAGGCGGACUCAAUCGAUGGCCCUGCAGUUGGCCGAAUUUAUUCAAAUCAGUUGAAUUCGGCGUGGAGAAGCGUAUAGGUGUCGUCGUCUGCUCGGAUCUUCGUGUCAAUUGCAAUGUGCAAAUACGUCUUAAUUGCUGCACUGGCCGUAAUGUGCUCCCUGGUGCGAGUUCAAGCCACGCUGCACGAUCUGCCCCGGGUCUUUGACUUCUCCAACGUGGAUCUGGUGAACUUCCAGUACUUCAAGAACCUGGCAUCGCAGGAUCCGCGCACCGCCGCCACCGCCAAUCCGUUUCUGGAGCACUUUCAGAAGAAGAAGGCGGUGCUGGACUAUCUGGACCGCCUGUUCUUCGGCAACUCCCCGUUCCAGCAGCCCAGCGAGAUACCCUUCGAUCCGCACUUCGGUCGCUCCUGGCGUCCGGUCUACGAGCGGAAGUUCGGAUAUCGCGGGGAGCGCCUGAUCGCUGCUUUGGGUUCUGGUUAUUCGGUGCCACAGCUGCGCCACUUUGGAGCCAUUCCCCGCGAGUAUGGCACUCCGCACUAUCCCAGUUGAGUGCGGAUUGCACAUGAGCUGCUC